This is a messenger RNA of Caenorhabditis elegans, 1226 nucleotides long. It is a transcript of the gene nsph-3.1, whose product is annotated as Nematode Specific Peptide family. NCBI's taxonomy places the organism in Eukaryota, Metazoa, Nematoda, Chromadorea, Rhabditida, Rhabditidae. The record is from RefSeq and is marked reviewed. The coding region runs from base 69 to 1169 and encodes 366 amino acids. The transcript is spliced from 3 exons.
AUAAUUCAAUCUACAAUCGAUUUUUUCAACCGAUCGUCCAACAAGAGACAAGUUCCUCUGAAAACGCAAUGCCGAACCCGCCACCGAAGGAAGACACCUGGGCGUUUCAACCAAUUGGAGCCCCAUUCCCACCGAGUCCUGUGAAAUGUAUGGGAGAACAGAAUAUGUAUGUUGCUCUUUGGUACAAGCACGGUAAACCAAUCCACGGUCGCUCAUGGAACAAUGGAGGAGUUGUUGAAUGUUCAUUCCCAUAUAAGCAAGCUGAAUUGACAACCAAGCAACAACUGGAAGGACAGAUCCAGGUUCUUCAAUACGUAGGAGACCAUAACAAUCAAGGUUUCUGGUACGAAUGGAUUAAGUACAAGGAUCGUAUUGAGAAGAUUGACGAUAAACAUCAACUUGUGCGUUGUGGUGAUUCAUUCCCAAUCUUCUGGAAGCGUGCCGAAGGAAAUCUUCUUGGUUAUGUCGACAACAAGACUGAGGAGGCUUGGUUCUCGUUCAAUGGAAAAGUGCUGAAACAAGUUGGACCACAACUCAAUGACAUGUACAUCAUCACCCGUAACUGCAUUGGUGGGCCACCAUCUUGUGAUUGUGCCAACUGUGGAAGUGGACCAAAGGUUCGUGUCGAGAGAGAUGAAUGGAUGGACAUUCGUGAGGGUGAUGCAUGGCCAACUCGUCAACUUGUCAAGGCUCUUGAUAAGACUCUUGAUACUUUGCCAGGUGUCAAUCCAGAUCAAUACGUUGCACUUUGGUACAUGCAGGGAGAACCUGUCAUGGGUCGUGUAUGGAAUGAGGGUGGAAAGGUGGCUGCCAACUUCUCGUGGUUCAAUAACGAAUACACCAAGAAUGUUGGAUCUAUCCAACUUCUCGUUCAUCUGCCUGAUAACCUUCGUGGUUUCGAUUAUGGAUGGAUUUCGUUCCCAGAAGCUGCCAAAUUCGGAGACAAAGAAUGGCAUCCAGUUCAUGUGAACAACCACAAGGGUGACAUCUCAGUGGGAGUUGUCAAUGUUUCUGGAGGAAAGCAAAUUUUGGCAAAGGUCGAUGUUCGUAAUGAAAAGUACGGAUAUGGUUAUCAAGGAAAAGAGCAUACUGCUUCUGCAAAAUCUUGUGCUGACAAUACUACUGUCUUGUGCCGUAAGGCUAAACCAGGAUGCAAGUUGGAUGGUUAAUUCUGUCCAUUCCGAACUGUAUUGAAUAUGUGUUUAUUGAUAAAAAGAUAUUUUCUU